Molecule: messenger RNA, 2349 nt
Organism: Rhagoletis zephyria (snowberry fruit fly)
Lineage: Eukaryota; Metazoa; Arthropoda; Insecta; Diptera; Tephritidae
Source: RefSeq, a predicted model, not a curated record
AUGUCUGGAUUCGACGUUGAGGGCACCGGCUUCAGCGUAGGCCUCGUCACGCAGGGAAACUUUAGCUACCUCUACGGAUACUCGAGCAAGCGCGGAGAGAACUUUAAUGUUCUGAAGAGCUGCAAAUCACUGACUGCAGAAUCGUUUGCGCAAAUGCUCACCAAAGAGGAGGCUGAGCCCUUUGAGUUUACCGUCAAACUGUCAAAGCAGACUCGACUCAAGUUUGAGGUGUCGCCGCACAAGGGCCACAGUCGACUGGUGAAGGUCAAUGGGGUGGAUGGCAUGUGCUUCAUCGAUGAGCGCAUCUUUGAUGAGGUCGAACGAAAACUCGAGCCCAAUCAGUGCACUGAUGUGAAGACAGAGUUUGCCGACACACUGGUCGUCAGCCUGCUGGAAGACUCGGCCAAACUGACAGAGCUAACCGGUGGAAAGGGCUCAUCACUNCAGAAGCUAACCGGUGGAAAGGGCUCAUCACUGGCACAGCUAAAGAGACUCUCGCAACAACAGCAGCAACCCAAUUCAUCAUCCGUUUCAUCAUCUGCCGAGCCACCGCCUUCCUGGGAAGUACCGAACGCAGUAGUGGUGACCAGCAUCGCCUACGCAGCCCAAACCGCCUCCAUAGAAGGCUUCAGCCAGCGAGUCGCCGAACUGGCCACCGACGCCUAUCACGGCGAUAACCUGCAGGCAAAGUGCGACCUCUUUGUACAGUGGUUCGCCAGCCAACCACUGAAGCCGGCGAUUGUCGAGGCGCUGCGAGAGAAGAUGGCGGCGGAGUUUGGCGCCGACUGGGCCACCUCGGGCGAGGUGGUCUUUGCCGUGCGCUCGUCUGCGGUGGGCGAGGACAGUGCGGAGAUGUCCGCCGCCGGGCAGAUGCUCACCUACCUGGGCGUGGGCGGGCCGCUGGAGCGCAUCUGCCGCGCCGUGGUCGCCUGCUGGGCGUCGCAAUUUGCCUACGUGCCGGUGCAGUACAAGCGCGGCUAUGGACAACCGAUUGCCGCGCCGAUGGCCGUCGUCGUGCAGCGAAUGAUCGACUGCUCGGCGGCGGGCGUCCUCUUCACCGCCGACCCUGUGGAGGGCGGCGACGAGCGGCGGAUGACGGUGACGGCCAACUACGGCCUGGGCGAGUCGGUGGUGUCUGCGGCCGCCGAGCCGGACACCUUCACCCUGGCGGUGGACAUUGCCGCCAACUCGUACCAGGCGGCGAGGAGGGUCCGGCCGGCGGUGGCGGGGAAGGUGCUGGGGCGGAAGGGAAUCGUCACGCGACUCAACCUGGAGGCAGGUGCUACCUUGGAGGAUGGCGUCCGCAUCGACCAGCUGGCGGAUGGACUGCAGAAUCAGAGCGUCGCAGAUGAGGAUCUGCUGCGCCUGGGGGAGGUGGCCUUGCAGAUCGCCGCUCACUACGGCUCUCCGCGCGACAUUGAGUGGGGCCUAGUGCCCAGUGGUCAGCUGUACAUCUUCCAGGCGCGACCGAUCACCAACCUGGACACUGGCUUCACCCCCUACGAGCUGAUGCACGAGACCGAUUCGCCGCACAUGAGCGAGUUUGAGAUCUUCAGUCGCUAUCACUGGGGCGAAAUUCUGCCUGGCGCUUGCACGUGGAUGGGCGUCUUCUUCAUGACCACCGAGUGCUUGUUCAUUCGUCAGCAAAUUCAGCAGAUGGGCUGGACAGAGGCCGCCUACAACCCCUACCGACCGGUAAUGGGCGUCCUCUACAACCAGGUCAUGUUCAACAUGCAGAUGGACUUUGUGCAGGGCAUGUUCAACCAGUACCCGGAGAGUGGCAUCAUCAGCGCCCUCGUCCAGGCCUUCUUUGGCCACGAAAUCACCGACCCGGACGUGCUGGAGUCCUUUCGCCGUUCACGGAGCCGCCUGAAGGCGAGCGCCGGUCAGAAGGUGAAGAUGCUCGGCCAGAGCUACCAGAUGCUGGUCAAGGCUCCGAAGCGGAUACCGGCGCUGAAGCAGGCGGUCAUUGGGGAGAACCGAGGCGAGAUUGCCUUGCCAUUGAAGGACGCCCCCCUCUCUAUGGAGAAGUUCAACCUGGUCCUCAAGAAGGUUUUUGCCAACUUUGACGAGGGUCAGAUUCACAGCGCCACCCUGCUGGGCUCCACCGUCAAGUCGAUGCUGCUGAUGAAGGCCAUUGGAGGCGCGGACCGGGCCCGCACUGAGGCCGAUCACAAUCUGCUGCUGUCGCACUGCAAUGACGUGGUCAGCGCGGAGCUGCCCAGUUUUUUGCGGCGUAUUGCCGCUGCGCUGAAGAACCGAGAGGCAUUUGCAGCGAUGAGUGACGAGGAGGCGCUCAANUCAGCGCGGAGCUGCCCAGUUUUUUGCGGCGUAUUGCCGCUGCGCUGA